AUGCCUCCGUCGCGCCAUAUCGCUUCGUCCUCGAGGCAGCGCUCAGAAGAAUCAUGGAUCGAUCUCGCAUCGGCGCCUUCUUCAACCUCCCUAUCGUCUGCGACCGACGAGAUCAUCACAACAGGACUCACGGUACAGCACGACUCCAACGCGCACAGGCGGCAGAACAGACGCUCACGAGGUGGCGGUCAGUUCUCCAUAGGAACUGGGCACAGGGUCACGGCAGGAGGCAAUAGUAGCCAGGAGGAGUAUGAAGAGAGUGAAAGCGAGUCGGAUAGGGUCAUGACAUCUUCCAACGAGGCCAUCGGCCCAUCACCCCUGAGACAUCCACAGUCUGUUGCGUCUUCAGAGACUAUGUCUGAGAGGGAGGAUGACGACGACGAUGAGAACGCGACGGCCGUCAACUAUCCACGUUCCUCGAGGCGAGAGUUUCAGCCACGACCGAACGCCUUUUCCCACCCGAACAACCAACAAGCCAUCCGAUCGCAGUCUGGCACUUUGUACACGCCUCGCAGGAACGUGAGGCCAGCAGGACAACGACAGCACUCGUACCCACAGCACCAUCCUUAUAAUGCCAUCGCCCCCAAUUAUCAGCCCGAUCAUGACGAGGCCCUCCGUGCUAGCCUGUCUACUUUGCUCUCCGCUGCCGCUGCUGUGCGAGGUCUCCCGAAGCCGGGUCAACCACGCACGAACCCUCCCUCAUCCACUCGGGUUGAUCCGAACUCCCUCCGCAUGGUCCCAGAAUCUGUAGCGCUGGGCAACAUAUCCGAGGAGACGGCAUCAUCUCCAUGCAGUACUAGCAGCAGUCCUUCAGAGAAGCCUAAGCGCAAAGUGAGUCCGCCAGUAGCUGGUGUGCGUAGCAGUAGCAAAGACCGCCGCAUUGCCAAGAAAGCACGCAAGACAAGCCCGAUGAUGAUCGAGGAGAUCAGUCCGACCCUGCUUACCUGGGUUGUUAGCGCUGGCGUCGUGGUCCUUGUCAGUGCCAUCGGCUUCUCGGCUGGUUAUGUCGUGGGCAAGGAGGCAGGCCAUGCUGAGGCUAUGGGUCAGAUCGGUGCAGCAGGUUCCGAGGCCGGACGCUGUGGUAAAGAAGCAGCUGCAGGCAUCAAAGGCACUGGCCUAGGUCUGCGGAAGCUACGAUGGGGUUCUGGAGCGGGCAUUCGCGUCUAA
Alternaria burnsii is the source of this 1167-nucleotide messenger RNA. RefSeq lists its product as uncharacterized. The coding region runs from base 1 to 1167 and encodes 388 amino acids. The record is from RefSeq and is a predicted model, not a curated record. The transcript has 2 exons. NCBI's taxonomy places the organism in Eukaryota, Fungi, Ascomycota, Dothideomycetes, Pleosporales, Pleosporaceae.